AUGUUUCUAACUAGACUCAGGAAUCUGUACAAGUUCUCAUCUGCCAUUGACCCAUAUCAAGUGUUGGGAGUUGAUAAAUUCACUCCAUUCCCAGAUGUCAAGAAGGCCUAUUAUAAAAUGGCAGCUCAAUACCAUCCAGACAUUAAUAAAACACCUGUGUUAAGAUCAUUAAAUAUAUGUAGUCUGCCUAAAAACAAUUCAUUCUAAUUAAGGAAUCCUUUGAGAAGAUCAAAGUAAUGAAAGGGGAAGCUGUCCAAAUGAAUUCCGAAGGUUCUGCCAAAAAAGAGAAUGAAUAUGAAUCCGUUCGUAAGAAUUACAAGGAUUACGAUGAAAACUUUGCAGAAUCCAAUGAACAAAAGGACUAUAAGGAAUUCUAUCAUUAAGCUGAAGACCUCAAAGGCCAAGAAUACGAUCAUCUUAAAAAGUCUUUUCAGACUAUUCAUGAAGUCAAAGACAUCAAAUUCAAACCCAUAGAUAUGAAAAUGCCUGAUCCAUCCAAAAGAUUUCAUCUCGGCCAAGUCAUGCAUCUAAAGGUUUUCUCAGAUGGUUCCAAUCUAUACAUUAUUACAAUCUGUGUUGGCAUGUUUAUACUCUUCUUUGUUAUGUACGACUACAUUCAUUAUUAUUAUAGUAAUUCGGUGUUUCAAAUGCAAACCAAGAGAAAGACUAAUUCCUAAUUAUACAAUUUGUUGAAUCAACAGGUCAUCAAGGAAGAUUUGCAAGAAGAGCAACUUUUGCAACAAGUCACCACUCAAAUAGAGAAGACUGAAGAAUUCAAAUAAUUCAAAACUGAGCAACUUGAGAAAUAGGAGAAAUCAACUCAAAGGAGAAGAUAGAUUGUCCCUGAAAUCCAAACUUUUGUAUCGGCUACUGAUCUUAAAGACAGUGUGCUUUGA
Messenger RNA from Paramecium octaurelia, 896 nucleotides. The record is from the annotation of a GenBank genome assembly. Lineage: Eukaryota; Ciliophora; Oligohymenophorea; Peniculida; Parameciidae.